AUGACGGUGUUUCGCUGGAAAGAUUCGACGCGUUGGUGUUCGCAGGUCGCGAUGAAGGAGACGUUGUCGAAGCAGGAGGUUAAACGCGAAUGGGAGGACGGUCGAGCGGAAGAGGAUUCGCCGCGAGUGGCAACGGCGGACGAGCGAUCCGUCGAGAGUUCCAGGUCGGUGAUCACCGCGAGAAGGCACGUGCGCACCAUCACCACGGCCGGACACAUCACCGAGACCGUGGCCGAACCCGAAGCGGACUCUCAGCAUCAUCGUCGAUCGGUCGACGAUCAAGCUCAGCAAUGCAGAUCGCGCUCGUAUCAGGACGAGCAACAGCAACAGCAACAGGACCAAGGCUGCAAGCUGAGUAUCCUGCAAAUUGCUCAUACCGAGGCGGAGAUGCAACAGCAGCAACAACAACAGCAGCAGCAGCAGCAGCAGCAGCAGCAGCAGCAGCAGCACGCUCGUUCUCGCGAGCAGUCGCUCGUCUACAUGACGAGCAACGGACAGGAGGUGCGGGUGCAGGUGUCGGAAACGGUGGAUCCGUCCGUGCUGACGGUGAAGGACACGGUCAGGUACGAGACGCCGGAGCCGGAGAGAACGGACGCGGAUCGCAUGUACGCCGGAUACUCGGCGGACGGACAGCAGCAACAGAUGCGAAGGGACAGUCACGCGAUCGCGAUCCAGGCGGUGCAAGAGAGACGCGUGGUUCAGUCGGCCGGCGGCAAUCAGAGGUACAGCCCGCGAGAGGCAGGCGGCCAGUCGAGCGGUGGAAACGGAUCGACGGCGGUCGCGAGGUCGUAUCAUCAGGGCUCGUCGCCGGUACUGGUCGCGACCAACGAGGAAUACGAGGGCGGUGGCGGCAUGGCCGAGACGAACGUCGGGGUGCAGCUCGAUUCACCCGCGCCACCGUCUUACUCUCCGCCGAUCGGCGGCGACGGCGGUAUCCGCGCGACCGCGGCUUCCGUGGGUCACCAGCAGCCGGGCCAGCAGCAUCAAAUGGUCACGGGAUACGUGAACACCGGUGGGGUGAGCAUCAAGUACGAGACCGAGGCGGCGAACGUGGCCGCGACGAACGCGGUGGUGGCAGCAGCGGCAGCGGCCGUCGGGGCCACGGUUCCGGUCGACGGUAUCAAGGUGUCGAGCACGUACACGACGCUGGAGACGGUGCCGAUUCCGCCGUCGCAAGCCGUCCAGUAUCAGCAGUACAUAUCCGCCAGCGAGACGUUUCAACAAGCACCGACUUACAGCUACACGAAACCCGGCGAUCAAGUGAUCUUCGCGUAUCCGUCUCAACUGUCGUCGCGAGUGCCCGGGGUCGAGUCCCCUGGAAGCGCGUACAUGAAGGGCGACCCGACGCUGGCGUCCUCGCUGGGAGGGUCGCGCGGCGUGCCGCCUCUUCACUACGAGCAGCCAGGCUCGCCGGGAUCUCAGGUGACGCUGUACGGGACCGGGGCCGGAUCGUACUCUUACACGAAGCCGAACACCGCCAGCGAGUACUGGUCGGCCGCCGGAACUCCGUCUCCGCCCGCGUUCGAUUGCGUGCCGAGCUAUCAGAACGUGGCGGCGAUCUCCGUCGGUGACGCGGCCAACAUUCAGCUGUACUCGGGAGGAGCGUACAGCGUGUCGACCGGUAGCACCACGGCUCCGUCCCCGUGGCCGAAUCUGCCGUUGACCAACGAGGACGGUUUCGACGGAACCAUCAUGACCGCGGAUCCGAAGGAGUGCUUCGGUUGCGGCAAUCCAACGUCCAGCUGGAAGAGAGACGAAACCGGCCGUUUCUACUGUCAUAGUUGCAUCUACAAGAUGAACGGGAUAAACAGGUCGUCCAUGAGAUGCGGCAAACCCAAACAAACCGUCGCCACGGCCGGUGUACGAAGGACGGGGGUUCAGUGCGCCAAUUGCAGGACCAGCAACACGACCUUGUGGCGGCGGAACAACAACGGCGAGCCGGUGUGCAACGCUUGCGGCCUCUACUACAAGCUACACAACGUGAACAGGCCACUGAGCAUGAAGAAGGAGGGAAUACAGACGAGGAAAAGGAAGCCGAAGAAUCAUUCGGGAAUGAGCGGAAACUUGGCGGGACCGAGCGGCAUGCACAAGACCGAGAUUAAGUCUAACUUACUCGUGGACUCGCUGCAGUUGAACGUGUAUGGGAGCGGUGGUAGUGGUAACGGGGGUGGGAUAGUGGCCGAUACGGAGGCGAAGCAAGAGGCCGAGAGCGAGGCAGCGACCGGGGCAGGUACAGACGGCGGUGGUGCCGGUACAGAAACCGGGGAUCGGGCGGAGAACGAGAACGGAAGCGGUAACGCGUCGGGUGGGAACGGAGGAUCCGACGAACGUCGUCCACCCCUAGGUACACCGACUACGGGGCGAUCGGGGCACGCUAGCCACGCGCACUCGCCCCUCGCUUUACCUACCGCCGCAGUUCUCAAUCGACAGACUACCCUUACCGUGCCACCGCUAGAGCCAAUCGUUAGCCAAACCGGUGGCGAUCUCCUCUCGGUUAUAACUUCCACCACGGCUAUCCACGCCGAAAGGUCGUAACGAGGACGAGAACGAGAUGUACGAGAAGAAGAAAAAUAACGCGGUAGAGAAGAUCGCGUGGAAGGCGCCAACUAACGCGACACGAGUGCCGCUUCUGCCAACGCGGUGACUGGAGAACGUCCGGGACGCAGCAACCAACUUCUUUACCGACCAAAGGUUCUCGGGCGUGUCACGGAAACGUCAUCGGCUUUCUCGUCCUCGGUCACGUUCUCGUCGACGAAAUGCGGAAUGCUACGCGACUCGUCGCGUACCUGCGAUUUUGGAUUUCUUUUCUGUUUCCGGGCGAGAAACGAUAUCGUCUCGCCGUCUGCCUCUCCCUCCCACCUUCUCUCACUCUCUCUCUCUCUCUCUAUUUCUCUCUCUCUCUCUCUCUCUCUAUCUAUCUCU
This is a messenger RNA of Bombus huntii, 2922 nucleotides long. Its product is annotated as polyhomeotic-proximal chromatin protein-like. The transcript has 8 exons. Bases 1 to 2535 code for a protein of 844 amino acids. Gene Ontology annotation, biological process: positive regulation of transcription by RNA polymerase II; cell fate commitment; negative regulation of transcription by RNA polymerase II. Lineage: Eukaryota; Metazoa; Arthropoda; Insecta; Hymenoptera; Apidae. Gene Ontology annotation, molecular function: DNA-binding transcription factor activity, RNA polymerase II-specific; zinc ion binding; RNA polymerase II cis-regulatory region sequence-specific DNA binding. The record is from RefSeq and is a predicted model, not a curated record.